Messenger RNA from Porites lobata, 1080 nucleotides. The record is from the annotation of a GenBank genome assembly. Lineage: Eukaryota; Metazoa; Cnidaria; Anthozoa; Scleractinia; Poritidae.
GGAGAACCAGGGCAGCUUGAUGGCAAAAAGGUGAUUCAAGGCCCGCCUGGUCCUAAAGGAGACCAGGGAGCAGUUGGGAAGACCGGAGCCCAGGGACCACAGGGUGCCAAAGGAGAAAAGGGACAGGAUGGAGCUGGGACAUCAGGAGUAAAGUACGUUCGCUGGGGAAGAACCACGUGUCCAAAGGGUGCUCAGAUGGUUUAUAAAGGUAACGACUUCAAAAAUCAUGCGGAGUUUUGUUACUCUCAAUAAUGGUCUAAAACAUAAGCCUAUAUUACAAAUGCUUGAUUUCUUUAUUUUAAGUGACAAUUUAUCGUUUGCAUAUUGACUCGAAUUUUUCUGAACCACUUGAAGAUAUUUCUAUGCCAAACUGAUAAUGAUAAUAAUAAUAAUCAUCAUCAAAUAAUAAUAAUAAUAAUAAGUAAAACAACAACAACAGCAACAGUCAAGACACACUGACAUUUUAUUUUUGACGAUAUUGUCGAAAGAGUUCAAGAAUACAAAACCCUUUAAUAAAAUAAAAAUGGAAGUCAAAGUGAAAGUAAGAUGAUUUUAAUAACGGUCUGGCGGCUUCUUGUUUUUAUCUUUUUUGUGCCAGGUAGAAUGGGAGGAGAACACACGGGGCACCAUGGUGGUGGAUCGAACUACCUCUGUCUUCCUCGCGAUCCCAUUUAUGAAAAGUACAAAACUGGUCAUCAGAAUGCUGGAUACGUGUAUGGCGUUGAGUAUGAAGUGAGUGAUCAUAACGGAGAUCCAUUUGACAAAAAUCUUCAUGACCAUGAGCCACCCUGCGCUGUCUGCUUCGUCAAGUCACGUAGUUCAUUGCUGAUGAUGCCCGCACGGAAUGUCUGUCCCUCCGGGUGGACCGAAGAGUACCAUGGGUACCUGAUGACUUCACACCAUGCCCACAAGCAUUCAGCUGAAUUUAUAUGUGUCGAUGGGAAUCCAGAGUACGUUCAUGGCACCAAGAUAAACAGGGAUGGUUCCCUGUUGUACCUAGUGGAAGGAGUUUGUGGCUCACUCCCGUGUCGUCCUUAUGAAGCCGGUCGAGAGUUGACAUGCGCUGUGUGCACUAAGUGA